Penicillium nucicola is the source of this 1047-nucleotide messenger RNA. RefSeq lists its product as uncharacterized. The transcript has 2 exons. Gene Ontology annotation, molecular function: transmembrane transporter activity. The record is from RefSeq and is a predicted model, not a curated record. NCBI's taxonomy places the organism in Eukaryota, Fungi, Ascomycota, Eurotiomycetes, Eurotiales, Aspergillaceae. Gene Ontology annotation, biological process: transmembrane transport. Gene Ontology annotation, cellular component: fungal-type vacuole membrane. Bases 1 to 1047 code for a protein of 348 amino acids.
AUGUCUACGAUUUGCAUAAUAACCGUCUUCCAGGUAUUCGAUAACUAUGGCCCUAAAUGGCUUCUUUUAAUAGGAACAUUUCUUCAUGUUUUCGGUCUUAUGAUGACAUCUAUAUCCACCGAGUACUAUCAAUUCUUCCUAGCCCAGGGUAUCUGCAGCCCUCUUGGUGCAAGCUUUGUGUUCUCGCCCGCGCUCUCGUGUACUGCAACAUGGUUUGAAAAUCGACGUGCUUUGGCCUUCGGUAUCGUUUCCAGUGGCUCAUCUCUCGGCGGAGUCGUCUUCCCAACCAUGUUAUCUCGCCUCUUGCCUACCAUCGGGUUCGGAUGGUCCCUACGUAUCUCUGGAUUCAUUGUCCUCAUGCUCCUAGUCAUAGCCAAUUUAACCGUCCGAUCAAGAAUUGCGCCUGUUCCUCGGCCGGUUAGAUUGAGUGACUACACGAGUCCGUUCACGGAGUUACCGUUCGUUUUGCUGGUGCUAGCCUCGUGUUGUGGAUUCUUCGCCAUGUUUGUGCCAAUCAAUUAUGUUGUUUUGGAGGCCCAGGAGGAUGGAAUCGACCGCAACAUUGCUGGGUACCUGUUGACAAUUUUGAAUGCCGCCAGCCUACCUGGUCGAAUUUUGCCAGGCUACCUCGGCGACAAACUGGGUCGAUUUAACGUCAUGAUCGCCAUGUGCUCUUUGUCAGCCGUUGUAAUACUAGCCCUAUGGCUUCCAGGCACCAUUCUGUCGCCAGGAAGUGCGGCUAUCUACAUUGUCUUCAGCAUGCUUUAUGGCUUUGCAUCGGGUGCGUUUGUGGGCAUGGUGCCCGCCCUACUGGGCCAGAUUUCGCCCGAUGUGACCAAGAUCGGGGUUCGUCAGGGAGUGCUCUUCAGUUGCAUUAGUAUUGCGUCGUUGACGGGAAGUCCGAUUGCUGGGGCCAUAUUGAGUCGACAGAACGACACAUAUUGGGGAUUGCAGGUAUGGGCGGGUGCAAUGAUGGUGACUAGUGUAUUUUUCUUUGCAAUGGCGAGAGUGGUCAUUGGUGGGAUUUCUAUUACAAAAAGGGUUUGA